Messenger RNA from Ananas comosus (pineapple), 3605 nucleotides. RefSeq names its product alpha,alpha-trehalose-phosphate synthase [UDP-forming] 1. The record is from RefSeq and is a predicted model, not a curated record. The coding region runs from base 374 to 3376 and encodes 1000 amino acids. Gene Ontology annotation, cellular component: cytosol. Gene Ontology annotation, biological process: trehalose biosynthetic process. Gene Ontology annotation, molecular function: alpha,alpha-trehalose-phosphate synthase (UDP-forming) activity. The transcript is spliced from 18 exons. Lineage: Eukaryota; Viridiplantae; Streptophyta; Magnoliopsida; Poales; Bromeliaceae.
CUAUCCGUUACGGAACUCCCGAAAAAAUCGGUUGCGGGGGCCAGAGCGGUGGGGGCGCUAACGUGCGCCGUCCCCACCAUCACCGCGACCCGAGCUCACCCCGGAGAGGGAAAAAAAACGGAGAAGAGGGGCGCUCUCUCUCUCGCGCGCGCGCUUCUCCCGAGUGUUCUAGAAUUUCUACAUAUAUUUAUACGAGAUUAUAAAUUUAGUUAUUAUUAUUUCCAUUAUAUUUAUUAAUAUUAUAUAUUUAUAUAUCUGGAGAUAAAUGUGGCCAUAAAUGUGUGGAUGGAUCCGUACACUUCUUGCAUGGCCGACCAUCGAUCCGAAUUUAGAGUGGCUUUUGCCGCGGCGGGUCGGGUAAUCCGUCGAACACAUGAGCUUCAGCGAGAAUCACAAAUACAACGGCGGCCGCAGCGCGUCGUCGCGGUUGGAGCGGCUGUUGUGGGAUAGAGAGCUCCGGAGGUCCAGCAGGCCUUCUCAUCAGCAAGAAGAACCCAAUUAUACCAGCACUGCUGACAAUAAUAAUAUCAGCAGCAGCAGCAGCAGCAGCAGCAACAGCAACAGCAACAACAACUACAACAAUAAUCAUGGUAACAGCAAUGGCAGCGUUUGUUGCGAUGACGGUGGCACUAAUGCCGAUAUAGAUGCCGGCGUAGAAAUCGGCCCCGCCGAGUUUGCGAUGCCGAGCGGAUGCGGCGCGAGUAGGGGAGCAGGCUCCGACAGCGCCGCGGUCGCCGGUGAGGUUACGAUCGGAAUGCCGUCCUCCUCGGGCGCGGCGCGGAGCUGGAGGGACGGUUUCAGGAUGGGCGGCUCGCGAGGCAUGAAGCAGCGGCUGCUCGUGGUGGCCAAUAGGCUGCCGGUUUCUGCGGUGAGGCGCGGCGAGGACUCGUGGUCUCUGGAGAUCAGUGCAGGUGGAUUGGUCAGCGCCCUUCUUGGUGUGAAAGAUGUAGAUGCUAAAUGGAUAGGAUGGGCCGGUGUAAAUGUACCAGAUGAAGUUGGGCAGAGAGCGCUGACAAGGGCACUAGCUGAGAAGAGAUGCAUUCCAGUUUUUCUUGACGAGGAGAUUGUACACCAAUACUACAAUGGCUACUGCAACAAUAUCUUGUGGCCACUUUUUCACUAUCUCGGCCUCCCACAAGAAGACCGGCUUGCUACUACUCGAAGCUUUCAAUCUCAGUUCGAUGCAUAUAAGCGUGCGAACCAGAUGUUUGCUGACGUCGUGAGCCAGCACUAUCAAGAGGGUGAUGUCGUAUGGUGCCACGAUUAUCACCUCAUGUUUCUUCCCAAAUGCCUCAAGGAGUAUAACAGCAAGAUGAAAGUCGGCUGGUUUCUGCACACACCAUUCCCUUCAUCGGAAAUUCAUAGAACCCUUCCUUCUCGAUCGGAGUUACUUAGAUCUGUCCUUGCCGCUGAUUUAGUUGGUUUCCAUACAUAUGAUUAUGCAAGGCACUUUGUUAGUGCCUGCACCAGAAUUCUUGGGCUUGAGGGCACACCAGAAGGGGUAGAAGAUCAAGGAAAACUGACGAGGGUGGCAGCGUUUCCUAUUGGAAUAGACUCAGAGAGGUUUAAGCGAGCGCUUGAUCAUCCAACAGUUAAAGAGCGCAUCAAAGAACUGAAGCAGCGGUUUGAGGGCCGAAAGGUAAUGCUGGGUGUCGAUCGUCUUGAUAUGAUUAAAGGGAUACCACAAAAAAUUUUGGCCUUUGAGAAGUUCCUCGAGGAAAACCCAUUGUGGCGUGAUAAAGUAGUCUUGCUUCAGAUUGCCGUGCCAACAAGAACUGAUGUACCUGAAUAUCAAAAGCUUACCAGUCAGGUGCAUGAGAUUGUUGGACGUAUUAAUGGCCGGUUUGGAACAUUAACAGCAGUUCCCAUACAUCAUCUGGAUCGAUCACUGGAUUUUUAUGGUUUAUGUGCUCUCUAUGCUGUAACCGAUGUGGCUCUUGUAACAUCGCUGAGAGAUGGGAUGAAUCUUGUCAGCUAUGAGUUUGUGGCUUGCCAAGGUGAAAAGAAAGGGGUUCUUAUUUUAAGUGAGUUUGCUGGAGCUGCACAAUCUCUUGGAGCUGGUGCCCUCCUAGUAAACCCUUGGAAUAUAACCGAAGUUGCUGCCUCUAUCUGCUAUGCUUUGGAAAUGUCUUCUGAUGAGAGAGAAAAACGGCAUAGACAUAACUAUGCUCAUGUGACUACGCACACCGCCCAAGAUUGGGCUGAAACUUUUGUAAGCGAACUAAAUGACACUGUCGUCGAAGCUCAGCUUAGGACAAGACAAGUUCCGCCUUUGCUUCACACUGACACGGCAAUAGAACGAUAUCUGCGGUCCAAGAACCGACUGCUCAUAUUGGGUUUCAAUGCAACAUUGACUGAACCGGUUGAAUCAUCUGGAAUAAGAGGUGGUGACCAAAUUAAGGAGAUGGAGCUCAAACUGCAUCCCGAAUUGAAAGGACCUUUGGCGACUCUUUGUGAUGAUCCACAGACAACUGUUGUUGUACUUAGUGGAAGUGACAGAAGUGUCCUGGAUGAUAAUUUUGGAGAAUUCAAUAUGUGGUUGGCUGCAGAAAAUGGGAUGUUUUUACGCCUGACUAGCGGAGAAUGGAUGACAACAAUGCCAGAGCAUCUAAACAUGGACUGGGUUGACAGUGUAAAGCAUGUUUUUGAGUAUUUUACUGAGAGAACACCCAGGUCCCAUUUUGAACACCGUGAAACCUCACUUGUAUGGAACUACAAGUACGCAGACGUUGAAUUUGGUAGACUUCAAGCAAGAGAUAUGCUACAGCACUUAUGGACAGGUCCAAUAUCCAAUGCAGCCGUUGAUGUCGUCCAAGGUAGCCGGUCAGUCGAGGUUCGAUCUGUGGGGGUUACCAAGGGUGCUGCAAUUGAUCGUAUUUUGGGAGAAAUUGUCCAUAGUAAAAGCAUGAUCACCCCAAUUGACUAUGUUUUAUGUGUUGGUCACUUCCUGGCAAAGGAUGAAGAUAUCUACACCUUCUUCGAGCCGGAGCUCCCAUCUGAGCCGUUAAAUGCUGCAAAAGCAAAAGCAUCCGACGGUUGCAGGCCGACUCUCGACCGCAGGACCUCAGGGAGAUCAUCAAACAGUCGGAACAACUCGAGAAAUUCGCAGUCGCGAACUCAGAGGUCGCAGUCCGGGUCGGAAAGGCGGAACUCGUUCAAUCAUAACUCUCAGCGAUCUCCUCAGGAAACCGUGUCGUGGCGCGAGGGUUCUUCCGUGCUGGAUCUCAAGGGCGAGAAUUAUUUCUCCUGCGCUGUGGGGAGGAAACGUUCCAAUGCGAGGCACCUGCUCAACUCGUCGGACGAAGUUGUUUGCUUUCUCAAGAAACUGGCAGAGGUGGCGGGCCAUUGCUACGGUGCCGGUAAUCAGCCUGGUUAGAGUUCUGUUUCUGGUGAAAGGUGGGUUAGAUUUAUUCCGCUCGAAUUCCUGCUCGGCGUUGUAAAAAUGUGUAUAAUUCUACCCCGUGAAAAUGCUAUCCCCCGUGUGAGCACUCAGUGGUAGCUAAAGAAGUAUUAUUUGGGACAGUAUAUAUUUCGGUUUGCGAUUCGAUCUUUGCUGUUUCUUGUUCUAUUUAAAUUUGUUCUAUUUAUUGAAAUUUGUUUUGUUC